Messenger RNA from Aspergillus clavatus NRRL 1, 3315 nucleotides. Its product is annotated as HET domain-containing protein. Bases 1 to 3315 code for a protein of 1104 amino acids. The record is from RefSeq and is a predicted model, not a curated record. NCBI's taxonomy places the organism in Eukaryota, Fungi, Ascomycota, Eurotiomycetes, Eurotiales, Aspergillaceae. Gene Ontology annotation, molecular function: protein binding. The transcript is spliced from 2 exons.
AUGGAGCCUAAUCCGGGCAAAUACCAGUAUCGUCCACUGUCCCCAGGGCCCAACAGCAUCCGAAUGCUCCGUCUCCUCUCAGAUCCUGACUCUACUGCCCAGAUCCACUGCCAGUUGUUCAACUAUUCCCUUUCUGAGACUCGCAGAGGGACACACCUGUACGAAGCAUUAUCUUACGUAUGGGGGGAUACCGCGAAGCCCCAGUCUAUCUUCAUAGACGGUCGGUCUCUCGCCGUGACUGCGAAUUUGCACGCCGCGCUGCUGCAUCUCCGGGAUCCUGUAAUUGACCGCGUCAUGUGGAUCGACGCGAUCUGCAUUAACCAGGACGAUUUGGAGGAGCGCGGUUCCCAGGUCCAGCUUAUGGCGCGGAUUUACACCAAGGCGGACCGCGUGGUUGUUUGGCUGGGCCAGGCGGCGGAGCAUAGCGAUGUGGCGAUGGAGGCGAUUCGUGCGGCUGCCAGCCGGGAGAAUGUCCCCAAGUACGACGUGCCUUUGGGAGAAGGCAUCCAGGAAGUGCUGGGGCGGCCGUGGUUCAGACGGAUCUGGGUACUUCAGGAAGUGGCCGCAGCUCGGCAGAUUCGGCUUCACUGCGGAUUCGCAGAACUCGACGGGUAUACCUUCUGUGACGGGUUGAGCCUCUUAAGCCAGCAAUUCGCUCACCUCCUGCACCUGCAUCGGGUGGUGGACCCGGUGAUCUACCUGAUGAAAGGUGCAAUUUUCCGACGUAAGACAGUACAAAGCUCUGGAGUGUCCAGGGUGGCUCUGAAUAUACGCCCGCUAGGCGAGCUGGUUGAAAUGUACCACGGACACGAAGCAACCGAGCGUCACGACAAAAUCUUUGCGCUGUUGGGUAUGAGCUCCGACGAUCCCAUUGCAGCCGGCUUGCUUCCCGAUUAUAAGGCUCCAUGGGAGGAAACCCUCGCUCGGCUGGUGAAUUUCUUAUUCGGCCACCAGAUUAUAGUACACACAGGGGCGGACCGAGAGUUGGCAGUCAUCCAAGGCAAAGGAGUUCUCAUUGGAAAGGUGUCCGAAGUCAGUGGCAAUAAUGGGGAAGACGAGCAGAAUGUAAAGAUCGCUUCGACGACACCAUCUGCACGUAGUAUUAAGCUCUCCGUCCGGAGACUGCCAAAUCCUAUUCGAGUAGGAGAUUUUGUGACUCUGCUUACGGGUGCAUCCAAGCCGACGAUAAUCAGACCGUGCAGGGAUCACUUUGCUAUCGUACGGGCGCAGAUAUCUCUCGAGUUGCAGAGCGCCGCCAGUCCCACCUUGCAUAACUUCUUGCUGAUCUGGGACUGGGAAGGUUUUCCGUCACCGUCAACGGAGGGCUUUGAAUACCAAAGGCUGGUGGGAUCAAUCCCGUUUUCGGAUACGACCUAUUCGUUGGGGAUGGAUCGCCUGUGGCAUAUGGCGCUGGUAUUGGACGAAGCGCAGGAACAUAGGAUGGCGAGUACACGACUCAGUGGCACAGUCACGGCCCACAUCAAGGAGUUGGGAGAGGCGCAUCUUCGCACAUUGACAUGUAUGCACAAAGCUGCUGUGGUUUACAUAAAGGCAGACGAGCUUGCCAAAGUGGAAACACUGUUCGAGCGAGUCAUAGCACUGUCAAUGCGGAGACAAGAGCUGGAUCAAAUAACACUCAGCAGUCUUUCGGAGCUUGCGGUUCUCUAUGUAAUGCAAGGCCGGGGACGGGAGGUGCGGAGGCUGCGGUGGAUGGAAAAGAUCAUCAACCUGAUACGAAAUGGCACGCAAACCAUGGAUGAGAUUAUGGUCCACGCAACACAGGUACUUGACAAGGAAAGCAUGACUCUUGUCUUUGACCUAGCAGGGAACGACAUCCAAGUCACAUCUGACAUGCUCAUAUUGAUAGCUAAGGAUCCCAACGGGGUCGAAAUAAUGCAGCUUGUCAUCGACCGUCAAGGAAGCGACAUAAAGAUCACAGACGAUGUGGUCGCUGCAGCAGCGCGGAAUUCGAGUGGUGGGGAAGCAAUCAUGAAGCUGCUGCUUGACCAAAGGGAAGAUGAAGUCCGCGGUUCUGAAAACGUUCUUAUUGCUGCUGCUGCGAAUAGCAUCAGCGGCUGUGAAAUCAUCAGGCUUCUUCUUAGCCGGAAAGCAGAUGAAAUAGUCGUCACGGGAGCGGUAGUCUCCGAAGCUGGGCAGAAUGCAGCCGAGGAGUUCUUGACGCUUCUUUUCAGUCAGGGAUAUCCCAGAGUCAAGUUCACAACUGGUGCCAUCGCCCAGAUUGCGAGGCAUUUUGACCAUGAGGUCAUGAUGAUGUUACUUGAGCGGGAAGGGGAGAGGCUGCGCCCUACGGCCGACAUACUCGUCGCAGCAGCUGGGAGCCACUACGGAAGGAGUGUAUUGAAGGUCCUCCUUGAUAACCGAGGCAACGAUAUACAGAUCACCGAAGAUGUUAUUGUUGCGGCCAUCGGUAGUAGACACGCCGAAAGCGUCGUACAGCUGCUCUUGGAUCGAAAAGCACAAGAGGUGGAGCUCUCCAAACCAGUCAUUGUUGCAGCCGCCAAAUCAUGGUCUGGAAAGAAAGUGAUGAAACUUCUCCUUCGAGCAAAGGCAAGUCAAGUUGGCUCUGCUCAUCACAUAGUGCUUGAGAUUACAAAGCAUUUCGAUGUCGAGAUCAUGUCGCUGGUGCUUGAUGCCGUGGGUGGAAGAAUUGAAAUUACUGGCGGCAUGGUCUCUGCUACUGUUGGUAACACGAGUGGGGAGGAAAUCCUUCGCCUGUUCUUCCAUCGCAGAAGAAAUAAAGUGCGAGUUUCAGAGGAUGCUGUCGUGCAGGUCGCACUGUCAUGUACCCAUGAAAUGAUGAGAUUUCUGCUCGAUCGAAUGCAGGACAAGAUCGAGAUCACCGAUCAACUGCUCAUCGCCGCUGCGAGAAAUAAGCACGGGACUGCAAUGUUGAGACUGCUGCUCGAUCGAGCAGACAAGGGCAAUAUCAGUGAUGAACUGGCAAUAGCAGUGAUCAGACAGGGGGCAGAUGAACUGAAACUACUUCUCGACAAACGAGAGCAGAGGAUCCAUGUUACCGAGGGCAUGCUGGUAGCAGCAGCUGGACACUGGUAUGCGAAGGAGAUGCUCCGACUUCUCUUCGACAAAACGCCAGGAGAACUUGAGAUCACUGAGAAAGUGGUGAUCGCAGCCGCUGGAAACAAGCGUGGCAAGGACGCGAUGCAGCUGUUGAUAAAUAAGGUACCUGAUAGUGUCCAGCUCACUAAGAAUGUCGCCGCUGCUGCUGCCAGGAACAGGCAUGGGGAGGAUAUCGUCCACCUCCUGCGCAGUCAUGACGGCGGAAUGGCCACUUGA